AUGUUGUGUGAGGCGGUACCGGCAAUGCCCCCGUGAGGCGGUGCCGCCGGAGUCCCAGUGAGGCGGGGCCGCCCUUGCGGAGAGGCCGGAGCGAUGUGGGCGGUGCUGGGCAGGCUCGGCGUGGCGCAGGCCGCGGCCCCGGCCCGGCGGAUCGCUGUGCUCACCGCGGCCGCAGGAGCCUUCUCCAUCCCCCACGUUACCAUGGCCACCCACUUCUCCAAGGAUCAGGAGGAGAGACUGCGGGAGGUGAAGGGGGACCUGUUCUCGUGCCCGCCGUCGGACGCGCUGGCGCACUGCAUCAGCGAGGACUGCCGCAUGGGCGCCGGCAUCGCCGUGCUCUUCAAGAAGAAGUUCGGGGGCGUCCAGGAGCUGCUGGACCAGAAGAAGAAGACGGGGGAGGUGGCUGUUCUGCAGAGGGAUGACAGAUACAUUUACUACCUGAUUACAAAGCAGAAGGUGUCUCACAAACCAACCUACGAGAGCAUGCGGAAGAGUUUGGAGGCCAUGAGAGCUCACUGCCUGCACAACGGGGUCACAGACAUCUCCAUGCCCAGGAUUGGAUGUGGACUUGAUGGCCUGCAGUGGGAUAAAGUUUCGGCGAUCCUCGGGGAAGUGUUUGAGAACACUGACAUCAAGAUCACAGUUUACAGCCUGUGAGCAGAAGAGUCGAAGAGCCCCUUUUCCCCCACUUUGGGAGUGGAAGCUGUGAACUGCCAAGGGGGGCCUGGGGAGCACGUUCUGGGUCCGGGGUCACUCACUCCUGGGACAGUGACAGAGGCUUCCAGCAGCAACAAGCUCCAGAGGAGUUCAUUUGGGUGUUAAUUAGAAGGUGGCAGCGGUGUGGUGGAAACCCUCGGGGUGUUCCCAGUGUGUCCCAGCAGCCACCAGGUGUCACUGGGCCUCCACGCAGCUCCUGCGGCUCCUGGGCAGUGGAACGGAGCUGCUGCCGCUGGGGGAGUUGUUUGGUUUCUGGUUGGGGUCGGUGCUGAGGAGCUGCCCCAGGGAGCCCUGUCACUGCUGUUCUGCAAUGUCCUACCUGGCACUCGUUCACUUCACCUGUUCUUGCAGGGGUAACAGUUUAAUUUCUCCCUUCUAGCCACAAAUAGGGUUUGAUGGUUUUGUGUUCACUGAGGAUCAUGCUGUGAUGUUAAAUAAAUAGUGCCCUGCUGUUGGAUCAGA
This is a messenger RNA of Neopelma chrysocephalum (saffron-crested tyrant-manakin), 1179 nucleotides long. RefSeq names its product O-acyl-ADP-ribose deacylase 1 (gene OARD1). NCBI's taxonomy places the organism in Eukaryota, Metazoa, Chordata, Aves, Passeriformes, Pipridae. The transcript has 6 exons. The coding region runs from base 94 to 657 and encodes 187 amino acids. The record is from RefSeq and is a predicted model, not a curated record. Gene Ontology annotation, biological process: peptidyl-glutamate ADP-deribosylation.